AACGCACAUAUAUUGAUGUCAGGGUUUUCAACCCAUUUGCGCCCUCAAAUCGCUCCUCCUCCGUCUCCGCAGCCUACACCCGCCAUAAGAAGGCAAAGAAGCGUUCGUACGAACAGCGCUUGCGUGAUCGUGUGUAGAGCAUGCCUCGUUUGUCCCGGCCGUGUUCUCUACGACUGGCGGCAUGAGCAAGUGUGCGUCAGCUCUGUACAAGAGAAUUGCUGUGUUGCUUGCAGAGAAGACCGAGGUGGGACUGGUGGUGGUGCACCGAAGUUAGCCCAGCUGUUUGGCGGAGGUGGCGGAGGUGGUGAUACAGAGUUCACGUACAAGGCACCUAAGCAACCCAAGAAAGCGAAAGGUGCUGCAGGUGGAGGUGAGCAGAUGUCGGUCCUUCAGGCCGCCACCGUCACGACGUACAAAUAUGUCAAUGAACAAGCUGUAUCUCAAGGCAAGCUUGGAGCGGCAAUCCUCGGUCAGCACUCCACGAAAGAGUACAAACUGCUGCUGUACGCUGGAAAGCAGCAGCAUGUGGCGUCGGCGCCGAUCAACAUGAACUUCACACUGCACAUUCAAGGCAACAACUACACAAGUUUUGUUGAUGAGCAGCGGCAGCGUUGGUCAAUGGCAUUCGAUAGCAGCGCUUCAUUGGUUGACUUUGCCAAGCAGGCUGCGUUGUGCAAGUUCCAGGCAGCUGGCGGCGGAUUGAUGAUUGUCCAGCAAGAUCUUGUUAUCGGUGACGGCUUGACUCUCGACGCUGGGGACAACAUCGAGUGCAAAUACACUGGAUGGUUGCUGCAAGAUCACACGUUUGGAAAGAUGUUCGACUCGAAUGCCUCGUCGGACAAGGCUUUUCGCUUCCGCAUCGGCAAGGGCAAAGUGAUCAAGGGCUGGGAUGACGGUGUGGUUGGAAUGAAGAAAGGAGGAAAGCGUUGCCUGGUCAUUCCGUCAUCCUUGGGUUAUGGAACACAGGGUGCUGGUGAGAGAAUCCCGCCCGGUGCCAAUUUGAUUUUUGAAGUGGAAGUGAAAAAGGUGAAGUUUUCGAAGGAGAAGGAAGCCGAGGCGGCUGCAGCAGCAGCUGCGGCCGAAAAGAAGGCAGCGGCUUCAGCGGCGGCGGCAGAAACCGCAUCCACCGCAAGCGACAGCGACAAUGAAGUGAGGGGCAGAGCUGCUUCCCUGACUGAACAAAUGGCUGCAGGUCCUGGUGACAGUCAGAAAGCGCAGCUGCUGAAUCGCAUGGCCAAAAUGGGAGCUCACAUUAUGCCUGGUGUGCAAACGGAGGCUGUGGAUGCGGCCAGUGAUCCAGCUCUUCUCCAGCAGCAACUUCUCCAGCAGCAGGCACUGGCUGCUGGUGGAGCAAUGCCGCUGGGGGCCAACCUGACACUACAGCAGCAACAACUACUUCUUCAACAACAACAGCAGCAGCAGCAGCAACAAGGUCAAAUGCCAGGCAGUGCCUCCCAUCAGCUGUCACAGAUGCUUGGUCAGCCGCAGCAGCAGGGUCAGAACUCACAGCAGCUAGCUCUAUUCCAACCUCAGCAACAACAGCCAUGGCAGCAGCAGCAGCAGCAACAGCAAAUGUUUGGUCAACAGAACACGAUGGCAGGACAGCAGUCGGGCAUGAUGGGUCAGCAACAAGGGGGCAUGAUGGGUCAACAGCCCGGGAUGGGGAACCCCAACCAGCAGCAGGGAGGCAUGAUGGGUCAACAGCCUGGUAUGAUGAACCCCAACCAGCAACAAGGGGGUAUGAUGGGUCAACAAGGCCAGCAGCCAGGUAUGAUGAACCCGAAUCAACAAGGAAUGAUGGGCCAACAAGGAAUGAUGAACCAGCAGCAACAGCAGGGUAAUAAUUUUUACGGGCAGCAGCAGCAGCAGCAACAGAUGGGUGGAGGUAACAUGAUGGGUCAGAAUGGCAUGCAGCAACAACAGCAGCAACAGCAGCAGCAGCCAGCACAAGAGGAGAAGAAGGAAGAGCCAUCUAGUAAUACCCAGGUUGUAUUGUCUGAGGCACGCCAACACCAAGCGGAGCUCAAGCUGGAGUUUACCAAGAUAGCCGGCAAGAUUGAAGAGCUGCACUCUAAGGUUGGAAAGCUUGAAGAGCGCGAGCCAAGUGGAGCACUAGUACCAAGUUCAGCUGGCACUGGUAUGAUGGGUGCCCCGCCCAUGGAGGCUGGUGUUCUCCUACACAACAUACAGAGAAUCAUACAGGAGAGUGAACAUUUGAAGAAGGAAGUGUUUGAGAAGAGUGCUCGGAUUGAGAUGCAGAAUGCCAAGAUUGCUGAGCUACUCGAGCGUAAUCAACAGUUUGUGGAAAAGAGUAACCUGGCUCUGGAGCAUCGCAAUGACACGUUCAAGAGCACGACAGCACAGACACAGUCACGGCUACUCCAACUCGAGCAGGAGAAGGUGGAGCUGACGACGGAGCUCAGCUCUGUCAACACGAACUUUGCCUCACUACAGCUGGCCCACGGUAAUCUAGUUCGCUCCGAGUCCGAGCUCAAGCAGCAGCUGGCAGCCGCAGCGUCCGAAGUGCAACAGCAUGCAUCUCAGUGGGCGCAGGCAGCCCAGGCACAAAAAGAGGCGGAAAACCGUUCUGAUGACGUGUCCAGCUCGCUCAAGUCUGAGAAGCAGGAGAGGAAGCGCUUGGCCGCUCAGCUGCAACAGACCGAGGAUGAGCUUGCGGAACUGAAGGGCGAAAAGGAGACGUUAGAAAAGACUCUGAAGGACCGCAAGAAGAAAAUGCUGUCGGAGAAGAAGCGUUUGGAGCGGGAAAUGGAAGAGGCCAAAGAACAGCUAGAGGGUGAGGUCAAUGCCAUGAGAGAGAAGCUGAGGAAGGAGAGAACAACGGUGGAUGCUGCGGCAGCCGAGCAGGUGGCCCAAGCUGAAGCGUCCGUCGAGCAGAGAUGGAAGGAGAAGCUCAACCGGCAAGUAGCCCAGACAGAGCGCCAAUGGUCUGCCAAAUACGAGGAACUCACCGAGGAAUGCGACCGUCUUCGCAAACAGACCUCAAACGCGGAAACUAUUGUUUCUCAGAUGAAAUCGGACAGCGUUAGUCGCCAUGAGCACAACCAGCUGCAAACAAAGUAUGACCGUAUUCAGACUGAGAACCUCGAGGCUCUCUCUCAGGCGAAGAAGUCGUCGGAAGUCGCCAUCUCUCGCGCUCGCCAGGAAGGUUAUGAAAAGGGCAAGGCUGAGGGCGGACCAGCAGCAGCAGGAUCAGCAGGUGUCCUGGCCAAGCCAGCGCCUAACACUGCAACUGAGGUGAAGAAAGUAAUGAAUACUGUCUACCACAAGCUCAAUGCCCAGUUCCAGGCCGCUAAGAAGUACAACGGAGCGGAAGUCAUGACUACAAUGAUGGCCACUAUCAAAGAAGUAACCAUUUCAAUGAUUCAAGGAUCACCACCAACAAGACCAGCGGUGGCAACGUCAGCUUCUAAGUCCUCUGUCGAGGACUCAGAUGAAGAUGAUGAGGAUGACGAGGAUGACGAGGAUGAGGAUGAAGAUGAGGAAGCCAAAGAGGAGACAAAGCCUUUUGCAGCCUCGUCUUCUGCUGCGGAUGCCGUAGCAGUAAUGGCUGCUGCAACUGGAGCUGUGGCAGUCAGUGCUGCUACUACCACUGCUGCUGCUGCUGAUGAUAAUGAUGAUGAUGAGCUGGCUUCUAGUGAGGAGAAGGAGGAUGGCGCAACGACUGCUCCUGCCGAUAGUAGUCUCUCGGCUGCUGCUGUGACUGAUGCCAGCACAGCGGACAUGUCAGUACCCACUACAGAGACAACGGCGACAACAACAACGGAAACAACUAGUGAUCAUGAUGAUGAUGACGAAGACGACGACGACGAUGAAGACGAUGAAGAGGACGCAGAAGACGAUGAAGAGGAGGAAGAAGAUGAAGAAGAUAAGUCUGCCGAGGCAGCAGCUGUGCAAAGCACGCCAGCGGCGGAUGAGAGUGAGGACACACUGACGACACCUUCCACUGUGGAAAGCAGCGAACCUUCUACCUCUGCCACUCAAGAUUCGGCAAAGGAUGACAGUGUCGAGGAAGAUGAAGAUGAAGAUGAGGACGAAGACGCAGAUGAGGAAGAAGACGAGGAAGAAGAAGAGGAGGAGGAUGAAGAUGAAGCUGUAGAGGAGCCCUCUGCCAAGGGAGCGGCUGCUACUGAAGGUACUGCAGCUGAUGUGGCCAAGUCUGACAAAGAGGAAGAAGAGGAGGAAGAUGAUGACGAUGAUGAAGAGGAAGAAGAGGAAGAGGAGGAAGAGGCGAAACCCACAGCACCAGCAGCUGCGUCGUCAGCCACAACAGCACCACCUGCAGAUGAUGACAAGGACUUGGACUUUGAGGAUGAAGAUGAAGACGAGGAAGAAGAGGAGGAGGAGGAAGAUGAGGAGGACGAUGAGGAUGAAACAGACUCCAAGCCUCCCCAAGAGGAAGCGAAAAAGCCGUCGACCGCAACACCCAAGAGCCGUGGACUGUUGUCGAUGGAUGACGAUGACGACGAUGAUGAUGAUGACUUUAUGUCUGCAAAGUCGACACCCGCAGCCUCGCAGCCCGCCGCCAGCAAGCCAGCAAGCAGUGCACUGACUGGAGGAAGUGACGCUGGACUGAGUCUGUUUGGUGAUGAUGAUGAUGCCGAUAUCUUUACCGUUAAGCCAAAGGCAGCAGGUGGCUCUGCUGCAUCCACGGCAUCGCCUUCACAAGCCAAACCAGCUGCAUCUACCGCCUCUUCCUCUGCUGAGACAACACCAAAGGCGAGUGGCGGUGGCUCUAAGGCAACCAGCGUCAAGGCAACACCUUUGUUUGAUGAUGACAACGAUGAUCUCGACUGGCUGAGCUAAGUGUGUUCUGAUACUCUCUACCAGCCAAGUGUCACUGUGCACCACCUCGCCGUGCUGUGUGCCGUGCUGUGCUGUCUUGCUAUGUGGCCUGUUCCUAUGACAUGUUGCUAUGGCCUGUUGCUAUAGCCUGUUGCUAUAGCCUGUUGCUAUGACAUGUUGCUAUGGCCUGCAACCGUUGAGCGGCCAAUCUCUCUCAAUCUCUGCUCAUCUGUCCCCUUGUCUCCUUGUCUCUCCGCCAUGCGUGUGUGGCUGGCUACAACUGCCUUUCAACUGUGUCUAUUGCUCUGUGUCUUUGUCUUGCCCUACGGCGGUGGAGGCGGUGGGAUAGAUUCUCUUACCAGCACACACGUGUGUAGGUUCCUGUCCUCGCGCGACCUGUUUUCUCACCGUGUCGCUCUGUUUUCUCAUGUCGCUCUAUUUUCUCUUUAUCUUUAUCCCUGCACGCUACUGCUGUUGUUGUUGUUGUUGUUGUUGUUGUCGUUGGCACUGCCUAGGCAUGCUGUUCGUGUGCAUGUUGUCAAUGCAUGGAUUUCUUGAUAUCGGUGCCCCAGCCACCGUGCGGUCGUCAUUGACUCCAGCCGACCGCCAUUUUGCUCAUAUAUAUAUUUUUACGCACCGGCGUCACUUUUUUGCCAUGCGUUGUCCUGGCGAUUGCAUCGAGAUUUCUGCUGCUGUUGCUAUUGCAACUUGUUCAUCGCCAUUUUUUGUUUUGUUUUAGUGGCCUAGUUCUCAUUUAGACGAGCUCUUUACUGGCAACUGACACUCCCGGUGCACAAAUGUCAACGCGCACGUAAAAUUAAUAAUUUACGCUCAAAUGUACGAUAUUCAUGAUAAUGAAAUUUGUUUUGUAGAAUAUGAAAUUGCCAAAGGCAUCCCUGAUUGACGACUCCCAUGCAAAACUAUUUCCAUGAAAGCUAUUUUUUAAUUUUUGGUUUUUGACAUUCUUUUUUUCUUUCUUGAUUGCAUGUCUUUUAGAAUGUUGCUAUAAUCCUGCUCAGUUGCUUGUCAAUUGCUGCGCUAAUGCCCGCUCAUUGCGGUCUAGUUUGCCCCUAUCUCUAUAAGCUAUGCUCUGCUCCUCGAAUGAACGGCUUUCCUAGUUGUCUGUGUCUAUAUUAGUUGCUGCUUGUCAGUGUGUUACCCUGCUUAGCUGUAUGUACAAUGCAUGCACAUAUCAUUGCUGUUUUUGUUGUUGUCAAAUACGACGGCUGUAACCCUGUA
Sycon ciliatum is the source of this 6042-nucleotide messenger RNA. RefSeq names its product FK506-binding protein 15-like. The transcript is spliced from 30 exons. Lineage: Eukaryota; Metazoa; Porifera; Calcarea; Leucosolenida; Sycettidae. Gene Ontology annotation, molecular function: peptidyl-prolyl cis-trans isomerase activity. The record is from RefSeq and is a predicted model, not a curated record. The coding region runs from base 16 to 4824 and encodes 1602 amino acids.